UCAGAGGAUUCCAGGCCCCAGGUCAGUCACGGUCAGGAGUGUACUCCAAGACCGGAGGUUUCAUGCUGGCGAUGCCUCCCUAUUCGGAGAAGAACGACCUGGAUAAGGAUGAGGCGCAGAUCGAGACGGUGGAGCUCGACAACCAGUCCCAGGCCGGGGGGACGGAGAGGGAGGGCGAGAAUUUGGAGCAGGAGGGCGCUGAGGAGAGCCAUGGUUCCUACAAACGCUACCUAUCAGCUGACGAGGGGCAGAGCGCGACCAGAAAGGCGGUGCAGAGGAUACUCAAGAUCUUGAAACCGUUCAUACUGUCGGUACGGAAGCAGAUCCUGAAAUUCGGAGAGGAUUGGAUUUUUCUUUUCCUGCUGGGUAUGUUCAUGGCCACCAUUAGCUUCAGCCUGGACGUGAUCACUUCAAAAUUUCAGAGAGCCAACCUGUGGGUCUAUGACACACUGGAAAACUAUCGGUACCUGCAGUACUUUUCCUGGGUGCUUUAUCACGUCAUUCUCACCAUGGUGUCUGCCGGAGUGGCCAAAUACAUCUCACCACAGGCCGCAGGGUCUGGCAUUCCAGAGUUGAAGGUGACCUUGCGAGGCGUGGUGCUGGAUGAGUUCUUUACCUUCAGGACCUUUGUAGCCAAACUCAUUGGCGUCAUCUGCACCCUGGCAGCUGGAAGUACCAUUUUCCUGGGCAAGGUGGGCCCCUUUGUUCACAUGGCAACCAUCCUCGCCACGUUGCUGGGAAAGGUCAUGGUCAAAUUCGCAGGAACCAAAGAGAAUAAAGGACGCAAAUACGAAAUGCUGAUCGCUGGCGCAGCGGUGGGUGUAGCCUGUUGCUUUGUGGCACCGGUUGGAGGAGUCCUGUUCAGCGUGGAGACAACAGCCACUCACUUUGCCGUACGGAAUUACUGGCGAGGGUUCUUUGCUGCGACCUGUGCUGCUCUGAUGUUCCGGGUGCUGGCUGUGGUAAACAACGAACACGAAACGGUGGCUGUGCUCUUCACGACCAACUGGAAGGUGGAAUUCCCCUUUGACCUGCCAGAAUUCCUUUCCUUCGCCAUUCUUGGGGUCAUCUGCGGAUGUCUGUGCUGUGUCUACCUGUUUUGCCACCGGAACCUCACCAUAUUUAUGACCAACCACAAAAAGAUCUCCAGGUUCAUGGCUGACAAUAAGAUUCUAUUCGCCGGAUUUGUGGCUCUUGUAUUGGCAAGUAUUACUUUUCCCCAUGGAGUGGGUCAGUACAUCGGUUCGAGGCUGUCGAUGAAGGAACAUUUGGAAACAUUCUUUGACAAUCGUACCUGGGGUUCCGAUGAGCAGAUGCUGGAGAACAACACCAGGCAGCCUCCUUCCCCGACCUAUAAUGCCAACUGGCUUCAAUGGACCCACAUGAGACUUUCAUCUCUGGAGAUGUUGACGUUCUUUAUCAUCCUAAAGUUCUUCAUGCUACUGUUGGCUACGACGAUGGUUGUUCCUGCAGGUUACUUUCUACCUGUUUUUGUCUAUGGUGCAGGCCUUGGGCGGCUGUAUGGAGAGAUAAUGGCCAAGAUUUUUCCGGAAGGAAUCAUUUCAGAAGGAAUUCACAUCAAAAUCACUCCUUCAGGCUAUGCAUUGGCAGGGGCUGCAGCCUAUUCCGGGGCGGUCACCCACACCAUCUCCACCGCUGUGCUGGUCUUCGAGCUGACGGGGCAGAUGUCCCAUAUCCUGCCGGUUCUCAUCGCCGUGCUGGUCGCCAACGUGAUCAGCCAGCGAUCCCAGCCAUCUUUCUUCGAUGGGAUAGUCAUCGUGAAGAAGCUUCCCUACCUACCCAAGCUGACGGUGGGGAAGAGCGGGGCUCACGAUAUCUACGCAGAGGACUUUAUGGUGACAGACCUGAAAUACCUGGCCAAGGACCUGAAAUACAAAGACAUCCGAAACCUGCUGAAGAACACAGAGCUGAAACAAUUCCCUCUUGUUGACUCAACAGAGUCAAAGGUUUUGCUGGGUUCCAUUAAGCGUAAAAAUCUUGCCAAGCUCCUGACAGAGCAACUGAGCCCAGUGAGAAGGCUGAGGUACAUUCUAGAACAAUCCAGGCAGCCCGCACGAUUUUUCUCAGGCCAGGAGAAUAACACAUGUUCUGACCGAAUUGGCUGUGAAGAUGCCCAACCUCCAGAGACGCAGCAGUUAAACCGAGAAGACAACAUCUACAUUGAGAACGAAGAGGCCAAAGCGAUUCAAGAAAGUCGCCCAUCAAAAUCGAGCAAGCAGAAGAGGUUUCGUUGCUACACUGUGGAUGGAGAGGAGGUCUUGGACACGAUGACCACAUGGGAGGUGGAGAAUUGGGAAUACGCUCAGCUGCAGGAGGUGCUGAAGCUGGAUGAGUGUGUCAUUGACCCAGCCCCGUUCAGACUCGUGGAGAAAGAAACCCUGUAUGAGUGUUAUGACCUCUUCAAUCUCCUGGGACUGAGGAUAGCCUACGUGACGUCAACUGGAAGACUUGUUGGUGUCGUUGCUCUGAAAGAGCUGAAGGCAGCGGUUGAAAGCUGUGUGAAGGGGACUUCUACCAGGGGGAGCUUUUCCAAGGAGGAGGACCUGCCUCAGAAUAUCACCCUGAUCCACAACGAAGGUGCCAAGGAGAGCUGAAGGCCAAAGGAAUGUGGCAGUGCCUGGAUGUUGGAAUCUCCUUGAUCUGAACACUGCUAGAGUGAUCACUUUGCCUUCCCAUUGACAGUAGCCACUACUGAAAAAGCCAGAGAAAACCAUGUUACUAAUGAAUCUAUCGUUCACCUCUUGCAUUCCACCCAGCUGCCCUCUCUCUACCCCUGUUCCCCCAACGCUGUCUCUGGAAUAGAAUCAUAGUUUCUCUACAGAGUGGAAGCAGACCAUUCAGCCCAUUGAGUCACAUCAACCCUCCCAGACCCAUCCUCCUACCCUAUCCAUGCAACCUGCAUUUCCCAUGGCUAACCCACCUAACCUGCACAUCCCUGGACACUAUAGGCAACUUAGUGUGGUCAAUCCACCCUAACUAACACAUCCCUGGGCACUAUGGGGUAACUUAGCAUGGCCAAUCCACCCUAACCUGCACAUCCCUGGACACUAUGGGCAAUUAGUGAGGCCAAUCCACCCUAACCUGCACAUUCCUGGGCACUAUGGGGCAACUUAGUGUGGCCAAUCCACCCUAACCUGCACAUCCCUGGGCACUAUGGGCAAUUAGUGGGGCCAAUCCACCCUAAACUGCACAUCUUUGGAUUGUGGGAGGAAACACCGGAGGAAACCCACACAGACAUGGGAAGAGCAUGCAAACUCCACACAGCCAGUCUCCCGAGGGUGGAAUUGAACCCGGGUCCCUGGUGCCGUGAAGCAGCAGUGCUAACCACUGAGCCACGGUGCCGCCAACGCCACAUCUCCCACUUCAUCCCUCCCCUGUCAACAAGCACGCCUUUGCCCGUCGGAAUCUGAGCUUUCCUCCCUCCAUUCUGUUGGAGGUGCUGCUAAGAUGCAAGAUGUUGUUGUAGUGCUUGCUGUUCUCAGUCUUGCCACACGGUGACACUGUUUCUCCAUCCAGCUCUCGAUCAAAAGUGCAGCUAAAUUCUAUCAUUGAAUUCAGUGGCGACUCUCUGCUGGAUGGAUUGAACAAAAAGAAAAUGGUUGUGGUUGUUGGAGGUCGGUUGGCUCCAUCCCAUUGCUGCAGGAGCUGGUCAGGGUGAGGUUCCAUCUUCAGCUUCUCCAUCAGCGGCCUUCCCACCAGGUCUGAGGGUGGGUACCUUCGGCUGGUGAUCACAUGCAGUGUUUAGAUUAGAUUUCUUACAGUGUGGAAACAGGCCCUUCGGCCCAACAAGUCCACACCGACCCGCCGAAGCGCAACCCACCCAUACCCCUACAUUUACCCCUUACCUAACACUACGGGCAAUUUAGCAUGGCCAAUUCACCUGACCUGCACAUCUUUGGACCGUGGGAGGAAACCGGAGCACCCGGAGGAAACCCACACAGACACGGGGAGAACGUGCAAACUCCACACAGUCAGUCGCCUGAGUCGGGAAUUGAACCCGGGUCUCAGGCGCUGUGAGGCAGCAGUGCUAACCACUGUGCCACCGUGCCGCCGUUUAGUUCCAUUCCCCAGUUACAGGAGCACUCCACGUCCACAGGGGGCAUGACCUGGUCAAUAUCCUGACCUGGACUGAAGGUGGCCAGCAAAAGAGAAUCUAAUCAUCGAUCCCCCCCCUCGACAUUCAAUUAAAAAUCACACAACACCAGGUUAUA
This is a messenger RNA of Hemiscyllium ocellatum (epaulette shark), 4232 nucleotides long. RefSeq names its product chloride channel protein ClC-Kb-like. Gene Ontology annotation, molecular function: voltage-gated chloride channel activity. The coding region runs from base 63 to 2615 and encodes 850 amino acids. Gene Ontology annotation, biological process: chloride transport; transmembrane transport. The transcript is spliced from 23 exons. Gene Ontology annotation, cellular component: membrane. The record is from RefSeq and is a predicted model, not a curated record. NCBI's taxonomy places the organism in Eukaryota, Metazoa, Chordata, Chondrichthyes, Orectolobiformes, Hemiscylliidae.